Messenger RNA from Aspergillus pseudonomiae, 848 nucleotides. RefSeq lists its product as uncharacterized. The record is from RefSeq and is a predicted model, not a curated record. The transcript has a single exon. Lineage: Eukaryota; Fungi; Ascomycota; Eurotiomycetes; Eurotiales; Aspergillaceae. Bases 129 to 413 code for a protein of 94 amino acids.
GAGGUCAGCCGCUAAGACGAUAACCUUGCUUCGGUUCUCCACACCAGCGGGACCGGUGCCUGGUACGAAUCCUGGGGUCGUCGUUGUACUCGUGCGAGUAAUCCACGAUCGCUGCAACGCGCUAAGCAAUGGAGAUGAUUCUUGAGGGAAGCAAUUCUGCAGAGACAUCUCCACCCUGGGGUGGCGUCGCCAGAACACACCGACCUGUUACAGGGAAAUUGGCUACUUGGCUGGACAACUACAUCUCUCUUCUUUUUGUUCUUUUUUCCCCCAUCACUCCUCCCUCCUGUUGUCUUCUUUUUAUCUUAGCAAUACAUCAAUAUCUUCUUUCCCUCAUGCCCACUUCUCCCAAGUCCUUUUAUUUCCUCACCACCUCUGCCUGUUUCUUACCUUCCGUGUUCUUCCCCUGUUGACUUGGGAUCCCCUCGGUGAUCCUAACAAUAAGAAUACCGUUUAUAUUGAACCUCAUAUCUUGAAAACAAUUCUUCUUUCUAUAGGCCUUAAUAAUUCUCACCCAUCGUAUCACCAUAAGCCACUUUAUUACCCUAGCUUCACACGUAGUUCGCUAAUAUGAACCCCCAUGACAUAAAAUAAAUAUUUCAACACAAGAGCAAGUGUUGCUCAGACGUGCUUUCCAUGGUUCAAUGUCUUCCUCGCCUCGCCUUUGCACUUUCCACCAGUGUACCUGCAAUUAUAGUGUCACUAUGGCAGCUGGCUUCCUGCCUUGACUCACCUUUAUUGAGAACUGGAUCUGCACUAUAGCCUUACGAGUAUCCCUCCCCCAACCACAGCUUUCCUAUCCACCACUAGAUGAGGUUGACCGGACAAGAGCCGUCAUCCACAUAUUA